Messenger RNA from Cottoperca gobio, 2244 nucleotides. RefSeq names its product RAB5 interacting factor (gene rab5if). Bases 236 to 619 code for a protein of 127 amino acids. Gene Ontology annotation, biological process: mitochondrial respirasome assembly. The record is from RefSeq and is a predicted model, not a curated record. The transcript is spliced from 4 exons. NCBI's taxonomy places the organism in Eukaryota, Metazoa, Chordata, Actinopteri, Perciformes, Bovichtidae.
CUCUCAUUGGCUGUUGGUGACCGGGGUCAAACAGCAUUGCGCAUGCUCAGAUGUCCUUUUACGGUUAUAGUCUGAAAUCUGUCAGAUCAGCGGAGCGUAUAUUCUCUUAAUACCUUCUUAUAUUUCACAGAGCUUUCUUCCCCUAGUCUGUGCUAGAGACUUUUAUCUAGCUUGAAGUGUGAUCGGAUUUGGAUUCUAACUUUUCGACGUCUAUAGUCGAAGGAAACAGCAAAGAAUGACGAGCACUUUAAAGCGGAAAGAAGAAAGUCAUCUGCAGAAUGGGGGUGUAAAGCAGCCCACAUGGAGCAAAGCCUUCAACAGUACUGCUGUUUGGGAGGAGAAGGAUGAGUUUUUAGAUGUGAUAUAUUGGCUACGGCAAAUUAUUGCAAUAAUCCUUGGUGUGAUCUGGGGUGUCGCACCGUUGAAAGGAUUCCUGGGAAUAGCGAUAUUCUGCAUCAUCAACGCUGGCGUCCUGUAUGUAUACUUCAGCAGCUUUCAGCAGAUUGAUGAGGAAGUUUAUGGUGGCACGUGGGAACUCACCAAAGAAGGCUUCAUGACAUCGUUUGCUCUGUUUCUGGUGGUGUGGAUAAUCUUUUACACAGCUCUACAUUUUGACUGACAGGAAUCCAUAGGACACUAAAAACAUUUCUGUUGAAAUAAAUUGCCAAGACAGAGGAACCCCAUGGCUUGAGGGGUGUCAAUGCUCCUACAUACUGUAUGACUUUUCAGUGUGCAGUGCAUCAUGGGAAUCCUAGUUUGAUUAACAAGAUCCUGCAAGACCACCUUGAUGAACAUGUUCAAAAAAUAUGUACAUCUCUCUAAUUCGGGGGUUCCUUUUUAAGGCACCCUUCAUUACACUCCCCAUAUGUUUAUAUUUCCUUCCUCACUUCAUCGUCAUCAUCUCUGACAAAACACUAACGAAUAGUUCAGCUGAGAUGUGUUGCAGUUCUAUGCGCGAUGGAUGCGUACCUUGAUGUAAAUCAGAAUAUUAAUUUCUUUAGUAUUUGUUGGUUUACUAUAGGGCCUUUAUUCUGUUUGUGAAGACUGACAUGAAUGCAGAUUUUAGACGAAAGAUAACAACCAGUUGCCGACAAAGUGUCGUCAUAUAGUUAUUAGGGUUCGGUCAGUCCAUGAGUGGGAAGUGUUGCCUUUUUUAAUUUAGGGACAAAACACCUUGUAUGUAGAAAACUACCAGUAAAGGAUUGUUCAUGUGGCUUCACUGUUAACUCACCCCUCUGAAAUGUCACCCUAAAAGGAUAUGUUAGCCUAUUUAGGCAAUUAUAUGCUGGGUUUGACAAAUUAUUAAAAUUACUAAAAUAAUUAGUUAACUAGUGGCAUGGCAGUAAAGCACAUUAUCAUUAAAGUUAGAAGCUACAAUAUGUGUCUGCGUUUUUAAGGGUGGACUAAUCUGUUUCUGAAAUAUUGAGAAGUGACUCAGAGCAUCCAUGUUUUUGUUUUUAUUGCUUUGUUUUUUGCUAACUGGAUUUGAACGUAGCGUUUAUGAAUAAAAUCUGUCAAUUGUUGUUUCUUUUAAAAGGUCUGGUGUCCAACAAAUGUGAGAGGUCGUAGCCAACUGCAGCUGAAAUCUCACUCGUGCAAAUGUUAACAUCAAAACCAGAUGCUGGUUGGUAAGAUACGCAUAUCGGCUGAUAUCCAAUCAUGAUGACCGUAUCUGCCAGUAAUAUCAAUGCGCUGGUACUGAGGUCAGGAAUUAAUAACCGUCUAAGUGAUCUAUACACCCAAGUGAUCUGCUCAAAGCAAAGAGGGAGGAAUCAUGCAUGCCGUUUUCAGAUGCAAAUGUUCACAGAUUUAGGCUCAAAACUGGUCUGUGCACUGAUGUGACUUGCUGUUUGUAUAUCUAGAUAUAGAUAUAUAGUCAUUUAUUAGAAAGGGUAGACCUAAUUGAAAUUGAUUAUUUUAUUCUCACAUGUAGCUUCCAGAUCAAAGUCUUACCUGUUGUUUUGAAAUUAAUUUAAACUUGUCUGUAAAUUAUGUACAAUGUCUCUUUUGUCAAAUCCACCUUGUAUUAAAAAGAUUUAUUUGUACUUAUGUUAUAUCUUGUUUGAUGUAACAUAUUUCUCAGUAUUUUAUAGUGAAGAACUUUUAAAAACAGUUCUUGCAAAAUUAUUGUAAUGAUACUGUUAUAUUAGAUAAAGCAGCUGGUGUUUGAAAGGAUUGUAUUUUCUGAUCAAAUCUUUUGGGAUUCAUUAAACAUGGGCUUUAUUUGGCCUCCAUUUUCAAAGA